Messenger RNA from Manis pentadactyla (Chinese pangolin), 3309 nucleotides. It is a transcript of the gene RAD52, whose product is annotated as RAD52 homolog, DNA repair protein. The coding region runs from base 539 to 1783 and encodes 414 amino acids. The transcript is spliced from 12 exons. Gene Ontology annotation, cellular component: nucleus. The record is from RefSeq and is a predicted model, not a curated record. Gene Ontology annotation, biological process: DNA recombinase assembly; double-strand break repair via homologous recombination; mitotic recombination. NCBI's taxonomy places the organism in Eukaryota, Metazoa, Chordata, Mammalia, Pholidota, Manidae.
GGGGAGGGGCGGCCAGGUGGCGGCGCCGCUGCGGGGCCACUGGGCCCUGGGCCCUCGGAGCCCGAGCGGAGCGCUCGGCGACAGUGGGACUGGCCUCGCGGGUCCCGAGCACGGAGGCCGGCCCGCAGCGGACAGUCGGGGUGGAGGGCCGGGGCUGCAGCGGCUGCUGUGGAGGGGCGCGGGGCCGACACCCCGGCGGCCGUGGGAGCGGGGCGUCGGCACCUGGGCCGGGGGGAAGGGAUUACCUAUUUCAAAGGAACUUGGCGCUCUGUUUCUGGAUCUUUUUUAAAAAUUGAGAUAAUUCAUGUGCAAUUAAAUCCAUCUAAAGCGAACUGUUGAGGGGCUUUUAGUAUGUUCACAGGCUGUGCAUCCGUCGCCCUUACCUAGUUCCGAGGCAUUUCUCACGCCAGAGGGAAACGGCUCAGUAGCAAACUCUUCUUCCCACGUUCCCUGCCCGGCCCGCCUCGUCUGCCUUUUGAUUCUAUGAUUUUGCCAAUUCCAGUAACUUCACGUAAGCGGACUCACGAGGUCAGCCAGAAUGAACAUGUUUGCGACUGAGGAAACAAUUCUUGGAGGCCGUAACAGCCGGCCCUCAGCUGCUGGUGGCGACUCCGUGCUGUGCUUUGGACAGUACCGGUACACAGCAGAAGAGUACCAGGCCAUCCAGAGUGCUCUGAGGCAGAGGCUGGGCCCGGAAUACAUAAGUAGCCGCGUGGCUGGAGGAGGCCAGAAGGUGUGUUACAUUGAGGGUCACAGGGUAAUUAAUCUGGCCAAUGAGAUGUUUGGUUACAACGGCUGGGCACACUCUGUCACACAGCAGAAUGUGGAUUUUGUUGACUUUAACAAUGGCAAGUUCUACGUGGGAGUCUGUGCAUUUGUGAGAGUCCAGUUAAAGGAUGGUUCCUACCAUGAAGAUGUGGGCUAUGGUGUGAGUGAGGGCCUCAGGUCAAAAGCCUUGUCUUUGGAGAAGGCCAGGAAGGAGGCAGUGACAGAUGGGCUGAAGCGAGCACUGAGAAGUUUUGGGAAUGCACUGGGAAAUUGUAUUCUGGACAAAGACUACCUGAGGUCACUGAGUAAGCUGCCACACCAGUUGCCGCUGGAAGUGGAUUUAACUAAAGCAAAGCGACAAGAUUUUGAACCAUCUGUGGAACGAGCGAGAUACAGCAGCUGCCAACAGAAUGAGACUCUGGGACCCCCAAAAGCACCAGGGGUGACUUCCCCUUGCAGACCAAGCCACUCGGAUGACCCCCACAUGGUGAUGCAGGGGAACAAGGACAACGGCUCCCGAAGCCUAGCCUCCGCGGUGCAGAGCUGCUCUACCUACCAGCGGAAACUCCGGCAGAAACAGCUGCAGCAGCGGUUUCGAGAGCAAAUGGAGCUACGGCAGCAAGUUCACCCGCCUGCGCCCUCAGCUGAGAAGGCAGCUCUGCCGGUGCCUGUGAAGCACGGCAUUCCCGUAGCUGCUGUUCCAGAACCGCUCCCGGAGGAAGACUUCCUUGCAGCCAAUCUUGAAAUGUGGAAUAUGGCUCAGGAUGCAGGGAACGUUGUUGCCAAGCCCUUGUCUAAAUCAGAGCAACACCAGACCUCUGCCACACCAGUCCUGGAGAACCAGAUGGUCGCCCAGAACAGGGACCCACAGAGCCUUUGCCACCGGAAUCCACAAGCAAAACCUGGACCCUGGCACCUCCAAACUGAUGACGUUAACCAGAACCUAACAGGCAACUGUGAUUCCUAUAGGAAGAACCAGGACACGAAGAAAAGGAAAGCGGACCAUGUUAAUUGAGGAUCAGGUCACACAUGGGACUAUCACAAAGGAAUGUUCGGAAAUGACUUUUUAGUCAUGAAAUUGUUUCUAGGGAAUAAGCCUUAUGUCCAAGGAUUUACCUUGCUUCAGUCUCAACUUCAACAGAAGAGCUGACAAUUGGAGCCUGCUGCACAGGAAGCUGAGCAGCUGGAAAGCAAGCACUUUUAAAAAGCUGGUCACACACUGCAGUGGGGAGGCUCUGGGGACCUUAGGUGCCUUCUCUUGGCUCUUGAGGGUCUUCACUAUUUAUUCUUAGGCUAUUAUAGUAAUAGAUAUUUUAGGGAUCACCAGUGGCUACUUGCCCUCAAGCAGUAGAAGCCGUACUACUGCUGAGCAACAACUUGAACAACUGUCUCCAUUGCAUCACUGCAUGCUGCAUGUUAGGGCUCCAUGUGAGCCCAGCCAUGUGAGCUCUGGGCAGCCGGCCAAGAACAAACGCUGUGGUGGUUCACUGCUUUGCUUCAGUCCAGGUUGCAGUUGUCUUCUAUGAUAAUCUUGUUCAUAGAUUUACAAUGUCUUGCAUUUUUUCUUGAUCAAGGAAGUAAUGAUCUAAGAUCAAGGAAAGGGCAUUUUAAGAACGCAAAAUAAAUCCUCAAGCAGUGUUUAUAUUUCUUCACUUGAGAUGUGAAAUAUAACCCACCUCAACAUAAAUUGUUUUCUCAUAGCUGCUUUUCCCCCCAAAUGAGUUUCCAUGUUACUUUUUAUGGGAUGUUUUGGACCGCAUUUUUAUCUAAUCAUCUUGAAGCAGUGGCUUUUGUCAAUUUUGGGGUCACAGACCUGUUUGUGGGAAGCUGUGAGCCUGAGGCAAGGAGUCCCAAAGCCCAGGAAGGCGGUGAGCAGCGGCUUAGCCCUGACUUCCCUCGUACGCUGCCUCUUGUUGCACACUCAGCUAUGUAUUCAUCUUUUGAUUUUGAUAACAGUACCAUUUUCCUCAGAGAAACUAUUAUCUUCCGCUCUGCAGCAUAAUCUUAGUUCAGGUCAGAAGUGCCACUGAAAAAUUUUGUGGAGUUAAGAAUCCAGUUAUAAAUUAUGCACAACUCAAAACCGAGCUAAGAUCAUGAAAAAGGAAUUUGCUGGAAAUAAAACCCACAGCUCAACAAAAGCAAGUUUGGUUUAUUGAAUGGUUUCAUUAAAUAAGUCUACAAAGGUUACAAAGAAGCACAAGCGCCAUCUCACAAGAAGCACAACACCCAGAGUUAGUGCAAAAUGUACAAGUAACGGCUGCUGAGAAACCCCCAGGGUUUGGAUUCAGUUUGUUUUUUUAAACAGUACAUUGUUAAAUAAUGUAAGGAAAACAUUUAAUUCAGAAAGUUUUUUUAAUGUGGAAAAGUAACGUGUACUAUUAACACAAAAAUAAUUUAAACAGUUCAGUAGCACUAGUUCAUUUCUCUAGGCUUCAGUUAUUUCAUCCACAGGAGGGAAAAAUAAUGAAUAGUAAAUAAAAUCAGUUCUUAUUUUUUGUGUGUGAGGGGAAAGAUUCCAAAAUUAUUAAACCAAAAUAACCA